This is a messenger RNA of Drosophila pseudoobscura, 696 nucleotides long. RefSeq lists its product as uncharacterized. The record is from RefSeq and is a predicted model, not a curated record. Lineage: Eukaryota; Metazoa; Arthropoda; Insecta; Diptera; Drosophilidae. The coding region runs from base 59 to 628 and encodes 189 amino acids. The transcript has 3 exons.
CAUUUUUUCGGACUAGGACUAGGACUAGGACUAUCCCUCUGGUGAUCCGAAACAAAAAAUGGUCAACGAGGACUUGCAGCUGUUUUUCUGGAACACCAUUUACAUGUUCCAUCACGCCUAUUUCCUGAACAUAUAUAAGUUAUACGGAGAUCUGAUCGAAGUCAAGGGACUGGUGGAUGCCUCCGGGCAGGAGAUAUGGAUCCGUAACGCCUUUACUUUGCUCACGACAAUCCUGCUCGUGGUACGAUUCAUUAUGACCUUCGCAGGACUCACGGCCUGUGUAGUGGCCAUCUAUCCCAUCCUGACAAAUUCCAUGCCAGAUAUGCUCAUUCCCACCAUCAUUGUCCAGGGCAUCAACGAUGUGGUCCUCAACUGUUACGAGCUCCUUCUGGGCUAUGGCGUUCUGAACUACCUCUUUCCCCGUGGCACGGCCCCGUUUGCUGUUCUCCUUGCCAAAAUGGUGAUUAAAAUCACCUGGGCCGUCUCCAAUUUGAACUACUAUGCGAGUCACCAUAACCGAUUGUUCCACCUCAGCAAGCUGGCCAUCGGGGACGCUCAGAGUUUUAGACCCAGCCAUAACUCUUUGCAUGAAUACGAGAUCAAUAACCAGAACUUGCUUCCAAAUUAGUUUCCAUAGUUGCAUAUUUUAUGGGACUCGAUAUUUUCUCAUAGAUUAAACGUAAGCAGUAACCGGUA